Messenger RNA from Rhagoletis pomonella (apple maggot), 5152 nucleotides. RefSeq names its product adenylate cyclase type 2-like. Gene Ontology annotation, biological process: cAMP biosynthetic process; adenylate cyclase-activating G protein-coupled receptor signaling pathway; adenylate cyclase-inhibiting G protein-coupled receptor signaling pathway. The coding region runs from base 1054 to 4884 and encodes 1276 amino acids. NCBI's taxonomy places the organism in Eukaryota, Metazoa, Arthropoda, Insecta, Diptera, Tephritidae. Gene Ontology annotation, molecular function: adenylate cyclase activity. The transcript is spliced from 21 exons. The record is from RefSeq and is a predicted model, not a curated record.
CCGCUGUUACUUGCGUUUUCCGCAGUUGGAUGUUGACGAAAAACCAGUAGUCGGCGGAUAAUUGGAUGGUCGGCAGGUCGGUCGGCCUAUCGUACAAAUAGGCAUGUGCACAUAUGUACGUACGAGUGCUCUGUUGAAGUGGCAGUUGAAUGGAAACGAUUUGGCGGGUAGUCAAUUCACUGCAUUUUUACGCAUCUGUGAAUUCGAACGCAGCAAUAGAUGCUAAUAACAAAAGCAACGGUGUCGAGGUGACGUGUGUGCUUGUUGUGUUUUUGCUACAUCUGUGAAUACGUUUGGUGAUUAAGUGGUUUCAAGUGAAACAAUUUUGAGUGUGCUCCAGCCUAUUGAUAUGGCUCUAACCCCUCGCACAGUGGGAAUCUAAUAAUUCUAGCUAUUCGCGAAAUUUCAAAUGGCAUUGACAAGAUAUUUAGAUGCGUCGGUGAAACACAAGGGAUAUACAUAUGUACGACUUUUCACAUGCAAACUCAUAAAUUUACAUACAUACAUAAUACAUAUGAGAAAUUACACACGUAUGCUAAGGAAAAAAAAAAACAUAAAAACUACGCGCUUAUCUUCUCGUGCUCAACUGCCAGCGGGUCAGCGCAUAAGUUCGGAAGUGUGACAAACCAAUUAGAGUUUCACUUUGUGUUGCGUGUUAAUUAUAUCUAAAAGAUACCUCGCGGACGUUACGCUACAGCGGCGCUGGCGCUGGCGCUGAUGUUCACGUUUACAAUAAAAGCAAUGAUGAUGACGAUAGAACGCGCAAACUGUUGCCAAUGGAUAUAUUUUAAAGUAUAAAAAAUUACAAACAAUAAAAAUUGGCUACGAGCAAAUCUACUUAAUACAUACCCAGAUGUGGGCAAAGUAAACAUGUCACAAAUUUUGAAGCUCACACCAGGAAAUAAAGUAAAUAAAACAUAUUUAAUAAUAAACCAAACACAACAAUAAAUGUCCCAUGGUCCGAGCAUAAAUUUAGGCUGUGAUUAAAUAUUGUUGACGUUUGAAACUACUUUCAAAAUACUGUUCUGCUAAUGGCUUCCCAUAGAUGCAAAAAUGGUUCAAUUUAACACAGAAAAUGUUAAAGCGGAAAAUGGCAUCAGUGCUGGUAUGAUUGGAGACGGUUGUAAAAUGACCAAUGCCUCCAACACGCCUACUCCAUCGCCCUCGCGAACACCAAACAAGGCGCGACAGUUGUCAGUGAUGGACGAAGAAGAAGGCGCUACUGCUGAAAAUAUUCAUUUGGACGAUUUGUACACACGAUAUCGCCAACGCCUACGCAAGUCGCUUUUUAGAUCCGGCCUACUGAUAUCACUAGUUGCAUGUGUGGUCUCCAUAAUCGUUGGUGUCAUUUACGAACAAGGUUUGCUUCAAACGUGCCUCUUGGCGCUAGCUGCCAUCAUAUCUGCGGGUAUAUUGACAGCACUGCAAUUCCCGGCGGUCCUUAGCUCGCCAGUAGCCGCGUUGGCGUUUGCCAUUGUAACCACUUUCUCGCUGGGGACGAUAGCAGCAAUUACGGGUGAAAAAUUGGCGCCAUUACCGUUAUUUGCCGUUUUCUUAGGUAUACAUACGAUGUUGCCGAUAUCCUGGCCAGUUUCCGUGGUAUUAGCUUUUUUCAUGACGACUGUUCACAUUAUCUACCGCAUUGCGACCAGCGAGGAAUAUACACCCAGUUUGCCGUUGCUCUUCGGGGAAAUUAUCAUGUUGGCCUCCGCAUCUGUUUCUGGUCUUUACUAUCGCAUUAUGUCAGAUGCAGCACACAACCGCACUGUGGACGGUACACGUACAGGAAUCGAGCAACGCGUCAAGCUAGAGUGUGAACGAGAGCAACAAGAGCAGCUUUUGUUAAGCGUCAUUCCCGCUUACAUAGCGGCAGAGGUGAAGCGUAGUAUUAUGCUGAAGAUGGCUGAUGCAUGCCAACGCGCUGGUGGUCAGACUACUACAUCUGCUACACGUUUUCACGAAUUGCACGUGCAGCGCCAUAACAAUGUGUCAAUUUUGUAUGCGGACAUUGUGAAUUUCACCCCACUUUCUGAGCAACUUUCUGCUAGUGAUUUGGUGAAGACGCUGAACGACCUCUUCGGACGUUUUGAUCAGAUUGCAGGGGAAAACCAGUGCUUGCGCAUUAAAAUUCUUGGUGACUGCUACUACUGUGUGUCCGGACUGCCCAUAUCAAGGCCGCAACACGCUGCCAAUUGUGUAAACAUGGGCCUACAGAUGAUUGAUGCCAUAAGACAUGUGCGCGAGGCAACCGGAAUUAAUGUUGACAUGCGUAUAGGCAUUCAUACUGGUAAUGUCCUUUGCGGUGUCCUUGGCUUACGUAAGUGGCAAUUUGAUGUUUGGAGUGAUGAUGUUACGUUGGCGAAUCAUAUGGAAAGUGGUGGUGUAGCAGGCCGAGUUCACAUCACUAAGCAAACGCUACAAUUCCUUGGUGACAAAUUCGUGGUUGAAGAGGGAAAUGGCGCUAGUCGGGACAGUUAUUUGGCGGACCAUAAAAUCGAAACAUAUCUCAUCGUACCCCCAAAGAAAAUACCUUAUCCAAUUGGCGUGCCGCAAGUGAUCGAGAUAUCAUCUUCUACAGAGGCCCAGCUUAACGAUUGCGAUGUUACCGAACGUCUUCUACCAAACCCUGCCCCUACCAGCAUCUCGAACGUGAAUAUAGCUUUAGCUAGUGGGCAGAAGACACCAAAUCAAGAAGAUGCGGUUUCUACCGGUGCCAUUAGCGGACUAAGCGGUGGGAUUUUCGCACUUGAACGUGGAAAACUCUCACCUUCGUCCACUAACAGCCAGGACCCAAUGAUAACAACAUCUAUGUCUAUAAAGGAACUGUCGGAAGAAGAUGAAGACGAUAUAAUAGCACAGACAUCAAAUCCGUUAGAUCGGAAUAAACAUCGCAGUGACAAAGAUUCAAAUACAGCAUUGGAAGAUGCUCAAACUAUUGGCAAUAAGUCAUCGUUAUCAUUAGCAAGCGCAGUAGCAAUGAGCGCAAAUGGCUGCAAUGGUGGUACGACGGAAUCAAGUUGUAAUAGUAAUGUCAACGAUGUUAACACCAACAACAAUGCUUCAAACAAUUCAGUGGCUAAUGCUUACAAUUUGUCUAUCGCUGAGGGGCCAGAAAAAAUUCGACGCAAGUUGUCGGUGCAAGGUCUUAUUUCAUUUGCGGACAGAAGACGUUCAUCAGGCGCCUUUAUGGAUGGUCGCAAGCUGUCCAUACACAGUGGAGAGAGCUUUCGCAGCCAUGCUGGUCAUGUUAAUCGUAAUCGUCCCUCCUCCAAGAUGACAAAAUAUGUAGAGUGCUGGGGUGCGGAUAAACCAUUUGCCAAUAUUGCAGAAUCGAAAUUGGUUAAAAACAUAGGACUAGCGAGCAUUGCCAUGAUUGAAUCUAAUCUAUUGCCACCGGAGCGUAAAUGUUUCAAUUUCAAUUUCUUUGGACCUCCUACGGAGCUGAAACCGUUCACAAUGUGGUACCGUAACACACCGCGCGAGGCCAUGUAUCGCGCCCAACCAGAUACGCAUUUCCGUUUCGAUUUAAUUUGCGCGUUUGUGCUUUUUCUCUCAAUCGCUCUAAUUCAGCUAGUCGUUAUUGAAAAAAAUAUAGCUUUGAUCGGCUCACUGGCAGCCAGCUUCAUUUCACUUGCGCUAUUUUUGUACCUAAGCAAUAUCCAGGUGCCCGAAAUGAAUGCGUCAACGACAGACCGCAAUGGUCCCGGCCAAGUGGUGGCCAGUAGUCGAUACCUUCGACUCGCUAUUUUCAUUAUAGUAAAUAUACUAAUAUCUGCAUGCGCCGUAUUCAGCGUGAUAAACUUUAUGUCCGAUAUCAACAUUGAAUCGAUAAAGCAAGAAAGUAACUUAACCGACUCACUAUCAUCUGCAAUCAAUGGCACAUCUUUGCCAGACAUCAUUUAUACUAAUCUGCAGGUUCCAUUAUAUACUUCAAAUCAAGUAGAGACGGCGCCAAUCUAUUUAUUUUGCUGUGCCAUUAGUCUGGCAGCAGUCUCCGCUUUCCUACGUUCUGGCUUCAUUCUCAAGCUGAUCACCAUGAUUGCGGCUCUCAUAUGUCAAAUAGUUGUGCUGGGUUUUAGUGACCUAUAUAUAUUAUUUAAUUUGCAACAAAUUAGUGCUCUGCCAAUAGAGCUUAAAGGAUUCCUCUUAUUGCUACUGGUGGUUGCAGUGCUGCACACGCUAGACCGCCAGGGUGAAUAUGUCGCCCGCACAGAUUUCUUGUGGAAGGCGAAAUUAAAGGUGGAGCAGGAAGAAGUUGAAACAAUGCGUGGCAUCAAUAAGAUUCUUCUAGAAAACAUUUUACCCGCUCAUGUGGCCACACACUUUCUUCACCAAGACCGCUCAACUGAGUUGUAUCACGAGAGCUAUUCCUGCGUAGCUGUGAUGUUUGCUUCGAUACCAAAUUACAAGGAAUUCUAUGAUGAGACUGAUGUCAAUAAACAAGGACUUGAAUGUUUGCGGUUGCUAAAUGAGAUUAUUUGCGAUUUUGAUAAGUUGCUUCUGAAACCCAAAUUUAGUGGCAUUGAAAAAAUCAAAACUAUUGCAAGCACCUAUAUGUGCGCGUCUGGUCUGCGACCAGGCAAGGAGGACGGCGCUAUGCUGAUGCGUAAUUUUGCGGAUGAGAAGCGCACUGAAGAGCAUAAUGUCACCAUAUUGGUAGAAUUUGCCAUCGCUCUGAUGUCAAUAUUAGACUCAAUUAAUCGUGAAUCAUUUCAACGGUUCCGGUUGCGUAUCGGACUGAACCAUGGCCCGGUCAUUGCAGGAGUUAUUGGUGCACAAAAACCUCAAUACGACAUAUGGAGCAAUACAGUAAAUGUUGCGUCGCGUAUGGAUUCCUGCGGGGUGAUGGGACGACUACAGGUAAAAAAAAGAAAACAUAAGUAACUAAUAAAAAUUAACUUCAACAUAUUCGCAUUAUACAAUGAUGGGUAAAGUGGCUCCAACAUUUAAUGAACAAUAAAGCUCAAUUCGAUUGCUAGCUUAAGGGCUCAACCUGGAGCAAGUAUAAAGGGAAAUAUCAAAACGCAAUAUCUCAUGCCAAUACAAAUUACCAACGAGAGUACUUACCGCGAAUGCCCAUCUCUGCAGUUCCCCUAAAGUCCUAACCAAAAAUGUACCCCAUUUUCAUUGCUACCCAGUAGAUAAUCUCAGG